UGGCACCAAACAAAAUAGUGCGGAGAGGUGCGGCGCGCUGCGCAUCCCUAUCCCAGCUCCGGCCGCUUUUAGCCGAGCGCGGAGGAGCUCCUGCAGCCCUCCUCCACCCUCUGCCGCCUCGCGGGAGCGGCCUGCGCGGCCUCGGGACGGGCGGAAGGAGACAUCCAAGUAUUCUUCCGCCGAGUGUGUGUGUGUGACAGAGGAAGUAGUUCCGGCCCCGCCUGGACCCUGUUUCCCCAAAAUAGCGCCCGGCGGGGAUCCGUGCGCGGGCGGCAGUGUCUCCCCGGGAGCCUGGGAGCAGCCGCGCGGAGAGGUGUCCAGAUUCGCCAGCCGUGCCGGGGAGCGGAGAGAGAGAGAGAGGUUUUUUAUAUAAAGAAACAUCAACCAUUUUGUUGGGUGGAAGACAAACCAGUGCAGAAGAACUAAGUAUCAUGUGUUAGGAUACUGAAGAGAGAGAUUUCUUGGAUUAUUGUGUUCCUGGACUAAAAAGGGAAAGGAAAGGACGGUGAAAAUGGGGAGGAAGAAAAUACAGAUCACAAGAAUAAUGGAUGAACGGAACAGACAGGUGACCUUUACGAAGAGGAAGUUUGGAUUAAUGAAGAAGGCAUACGAGCUGAGUGUGCUCUGUGACUGUGAAAUAGCACUCAUCAUUUUUAACAGCUCUAACAAACUCUUUCAGUACGCCAGCACUGACAUGGACAAAGUUCUCCUCAAGUACACAGAAUACAACGAACCCCACGAGAGUCGAACCAACUCGGAUAUUGUUGAGACCUUAAGAAAGAAAGGCCUUAAUGGUUGUGAGAGCCCUGAUGCUGACGAUUACUUUGAGCAAAGUCCACUAUCGGAGGACAGAUUCAGCAAACUAAAUGAAGAUAGUGAUUUUAUUUUCAAGCGAGGCCCUGCUCUGAACAAGAAAGAACACAGAGGGUGCGACAGCCCAGACCCUGACACUUCAUAUGUGCUUACACCACAUACAGAAGAAAAAUAUAAAAAAAUUAACGAAGAGUUUGAUAAUAUGAUGCGGAAUCAUAAAAUCGCACCUGGCUUACCUCCCCAAAACUUUUCAAUGUCCGUUACGGUUCCAGUGUCCAAUCCCAAUACUUUAACCUACAGUAACCCAGGGAGUUCCCUUGUUUCCCCAUCACUGGCAGCCAGUUCAUCGCUAACAGACACGACCAUGCUCUCACCACCUCAGGCCACGUUGCAUCGGAACGUAUCACCUGGUGCCCCUCAGAGACCACCGAGUACUGGCAACACAGGUGGCAUGCUGGGGACUACUGAUCUCUCGGUGCCAAACGGAGCUGGUACUAGUCCAGUUGGAAACGGUUUUGUGAACUCUCGAGCUUCACCAGGCCUUCUAGGAACCACUGGUGGGGGGAAUGGUUUAGGCAAAGUUAUGCCUACAAAGUCUCCACCUCCACCUGGGGGAGGUAAUCUUGGAAUGAACAAUCGCAAACCAGACCUGCGGGUUGUCAUCCCACCCUCCAGCAAGGGCAUGAUGCCUCCAUUGUCGGAGGAGGAUGAAAUGGAGUUGAAUACCCAAAGGAUAAGCAGCUCUCAGUCUACACAGCCUCUUGCUACCCCUGUGGUGUCUGUGACAACUCCCAGCUUGCCUCCACAGGGACUGGUAUAUUCAGCCAUGCCUACUGCCUACAACACUGAUUACUCGUUGACUAGCGCAGACCUGUCUGCCCUGCAGGGAUUUAACUCCCCAGGAAUGCUGUCUUUAGGACAGGUAUCUGCCUGGCAGCAACACCAUCUAGGGCAGGCAGCCCUCAGCUCUCUGGUUGCCGGAGGCCAGCUAUCUCAGGGUUCAAAUCUGUCCAUUAACACCAACCAAAACAUCAACAUCAAGUCCGAACCGAUUUCACCUCCCCGGGACCGCAUGACUCCAUCUGGGUUCCCGCAGCAGCAACAGCAGCAGCAACAGCAGCAGCAAUCACGGCAGGAAAUGGGUCGCUCCCCUGUUGACAGUCUCAGUAGCUCCAGCAGCUCUUACGAUGGCAGCGAUCGGGAAGACCCGAGAAAUGAUUUCCAUUCACCUGUUGGGCUGGGAAGGCCGCCAAAUUCAGAAGAUAGAGAGAGCCCAUCAGUGAAACGGAUGAGAAUGGAUGCCUGGGUGACAUAAGCACUCAGUGUGGUCACUCCUCUUUUGUGUUAUCAUAAUGAACUGUCCUGACAUAUCUAAAUUUAUAAAUAAGGACAUGAAAUAAGUAUGUUUAUAUGUAUAUACAUACGUGCAUAUAUAUAUCGUCACAUGCAUAUAUAUGUGCGAGUGUGUGUAGCAUACACAGAAUCAGCAGGCACUUACUACGAACUCCUUGUAUAGCUGCAGAUGUCCCAUGGUAAAAAUAUAACAAAACAAUCCUAUAGGCAUUGGGCUAGUCUGGCACUUACCUGGACUUGUUGUUUUAAUAAUAUAACCUGUUUUGCAAAGAAACAUUGUACCCAUAUAUAAUCCUACCACACUAGAUUGCAGAAACCAAGAGGGCUCGCCUGUAGUAAUGUCCCUAUGUGUUUUAUUAAAGCCGUAUGGUUAUUUGUAGUUAAGAAACAAUGCUUUGUAGCAGCAGAGCAGUAGAAAAGCAGGAAAAAGAAAGCAAUACUGUACAUAAAAAUGACCUUUAUAUUACCCAACCCGGCAUGGGUCUCUAUUGCAGAGGGUGCAUGGAGAAGGGCUGAUGCUAUAAAAACCUGUUUUGCACGUGCAAAAAAAAAUGUAUUGGGUCAAAGAAGUGAUUUUUAAUGACUAGAAGUGAAAGAGAGAGAGAGACACAAAGAGGUCGCAUGAAAUAUUCAGAAAAUAUUAGCCUAGAAAAUAGAGCAUUAACAAAAUAAAAAAGUAAUAUAUUAAGUUAUAAUUGGAAUAUGUUUGAAAAGUUUCUUUACGUUCCUACCUUUGAAAAAUAUAGAAAGAAACGGAUUUUAGCUCAUGUAUAUUUUAUAUUAAAGAAAACAAUACCCUUAUGAAUUGAAGACUAUAUAUAAAAGUUAUAUACAGUACUUUUGAACACAUUCUGCUAUGAAUUAUUUAUAUAAGCCAAAGCUGUAUGUUGUAGCUUUUUUGUAGAGUAUAGUUUUAUCUUGUUAUUUUGACUUUCUAGUUUUUGCUUUCAGAAGAGGAAAAGAAAAACUUGCAGGCGGAACCUUGGGGGAAAAAUAAGCCAUGAACACUUAUUAUUCUAUAUGUAAAUUAAAAUUUGAGCCAAACUCUUUGUGUAUAUAGCAUCUUAAAUAUAUUAUCACCUUUGGUGUAAGUACCUAUGUAUUGUACGUUCACCAGAUUAAAAAGUAUAUUUUUGUGGAUUGACGCCAACUUGAAAAAGGCGAGGUCCUUAUUAAGUAGAGUAUUCACUGUUUAAUAUUUACUAUUUUGUUAAAUAUACUGUACUUUCUUUGGAUUUUAAUUAUUAUUAAUAUUAUUAUCCAGAUUUUUCAGAGGGUGUAUAAAGGGGUUGUCCCCCUCACUGGUGGUGAAUGUGUGCCGUUCAAUUGUAAUCUCUGUGCUGUAUGGUUAAGCUUCAUUAUACAUUUUAUAUAUAUGUAUAUAAAUAGCAAAGUGGCAAAAAAAAAAAAAAUCCGGUGUUAAGUUCAUCAUGCAUAAAUAUUAAAAAUCUGUUACAACACAUUUUAAGGCAUUAUUUUAAAACUGCCUCUUCUGAGAGAAAAAACAGUGGAAAAACUUGACCUAAUUACUCAUGUUAGGGAAAUCACACACAUCAGAUGAGCACAAAAGGUUUUGCAAGUGGUAAGUGGUUUGGGAACAAAAUAGUUCUUUGGAAAUAAAUCCUCUCUUCUCUCCUUCCCCUGUUCAAGAAAGGGAUCGAUGAAUCCAGAGGCCCAGUGUGUCAUGUAAUUGCUUAGUAUCUAAAGCCCCAUCUGGAGUACCCUGCAAGUAACUUUUUGCCACAGUGGGACACUUGCCUGAGCAACACUACUGGGACGUUAACCGCACUGUCAUCUCUCGUCGUUAUUAGGCUGCCUGCAGAUUGCAAAACAAAAAAGAAGCUAAAACUGUAUCUGUACAGACAACACCUUGAAGGGUCCAAGAACCUGACACAACUGACUUCUCUUUAGUGAGUGUGCUUAGCUCACAUUUUCGAUUAAAGAUCUAAUGGAUGCCUUUGGGCCCGUGCUGUUGCUUGCUGCUUUUUGUGCAUGCAAAAUAUCCCUCUUCCCUAGGAACCAAAUUAAAAUGUGGAUUUUGAAGAAAUACAAACAUUACUGCUCGCAGCUUUAAUGACGGGGGGAAAUGAAGAGGCGGCUGUGUUGCACACAACUCCCUGAUAUUUAUUAAAGAACGUUUUCCUUGGAUAUUUAACACCUUUCUUCUUAGAAAGGGAAUUUUCUGGCCAGUCAUUCAGUAGCCACUUUAACCCAGAAACGUGGGAAGGACAUCCAUAUGAGAAACCAUUUCUCUCUCAUGUGCUUGUAUCAUGAAUAAUCAAAGAAGAAACGUACCACAGAUGGCUUCUAAGACACCGAUGGUGUUGCCACUGUUACUUCCAGGGAUAGAAAAUUAAAGCAAAUGGUUGGGGCAAAAUUGAGUCCCCCUUUCAAAUUAACGUAUUUAGUAAAUUAAAUCAAGGGAACGGUUAUUGGCUCAAACAAGCCUACAAAAGAAACCAUCACACUUUUCACCUGGCAACAAUUUCCAAAGUCACUCAAUUCACUUACCACUUCUCAGGACCUUUAAUGCUUUGAAAAGCUAUGUGAUUUUUUUUUCAUUAUUUAUGCACAUAUAUGAACUUUGCUGUACAUUGGAGUGGGAGUUUUGCAUUCACAUUUACUGUCUAUUUUCUUGUGUGCCUUACGAGAUGGCUUUGCUGACUGUAUCUCAAUAGUCUUUAUUUCUAUGCAGGUUUAUAAACAGCGCCAUUAUGUUUUCUAAAACAAUGUUACAUAAGGUUUGGAGUUUGUAUUUAAGUCGCGCCAACUGACUAAUUUCAAUUUGUUCAAUUCUUAGGAACUGAGGAUCAGACUGUUAACCUGUAGCCCAUAUAAUCCUGGAAAGGACUCCAUUAGAUAAGCCUUUGUGCAAACAUCCCAUAUGUCUGCGGAAGAACCUCACACCAAUAAUAAAAGGGGAACUCUGAUUUUUAAUAACACUAAUAGUGUAACUUUGAAACAUUACUUUUUUAGGAGAUGUAAAACUGUUUUGUAGAAAAGAAAAAGACAUAGCACAGGAGAACAUUUCAGCAAUUGAAAAAAAAAAACAGGAUUUUUUUAUUCAAUGAGCAUAAGACACACGGAUCAAAGUUGCAGAUGUAUCAAAUCUAAUAUGACUUUGUUGGAUGUAAAUUGAUUUGAGAGAGUUUGAUCGGCCAAGAUGACAAAUCACUGCUCUGGCUUUGAGGUCUAAUGAGUAGCAUUUAAGAAAAAAAACAAUCAGGUUUGUCAGAGAAAAAUGCUUUAGCAUUUCCUUUUGCUGUAAAGGACACUAAUGUAUGAAAAACUUUUCUAAGUUAUUGCGCGCACAAGAAAUAUAUAGUAAAUAAGGAACAUAAUAACUCCUAGCAAUUGAUCGUGGGAAGAAGUUAAAUUUAGAAUGUGAAAGAAAGACUUACAAAUGUAAACCUUUACUUCUUGGUAGAAACUUUCCUCACUUUGCUGUGCAAGAGAACACUGCUUUGCUAUAUUUAAAAUGGCUUUUUUAAAAGAGAUUUAUGUAUUUGGUAAAUGUUUGUAGUCAACAGUUCACACAAGAAGCUGUUCACGGUUUAACGACGAUAAGCCGUUUGGCGGCACAAGCUGGACUUUGUUGCCAUCCUUGAGACGAAUCUUUUAAGAAAAAACUAAGUUAAUCUCAAUUUUUUUCCCUGAAUGUGUUGUUUUUUCUUCAUUAUACAAUAAAUAUUCUAGUGAACUUUUUAUCGAAUGGUUAAGAAAAUGCUAGAGGUUGUUGUAAAAUAUUUGUAUCCUGCAUUCACUAAAGUAAAGAUACUGGCUUUUACUGUGUA
This is a messenger RNA of Alligator sinensis (Chinese alligator), 5960 nucleotides long. RefSeq names its product myocyte enhancer factor 2A (gene MEF2A). Gene Ontology annotation, biological process: heart development; positive regulation of transcription by RNA polymerase II; cell differentiation. The transcript is spliced from 13 exons. The record is from RefSeq and is a predicted model, not a curated record. Lineage: Eukaryota; Metazoa; Chordata; Crocodylia; Alligatoridae. The coding region runs from base 512 to 2128 and encodes 538 amino acids. Gene Ontology annotation, molecular function: DNA-binding transcription factor activity, RNA polymerase II-specific; histone deacetylase binding; protein dimerization activity.